AUGAAGAGCCUCCUAGAGAAGAAGGUUUGCGAUCCCACCCCUCUCCCGGUCGUCUCCCUCAACCACGUCUCCUUCUUGUGCUCAUCCCUCCACGAGUCUGUCAGAUUCUACGAGGAAGUGCUUGGGUUCCAGCUGAUCCGACGGCCCUCGUCCUUCGAUUUCCAAGGGGCAUGGUUCUACAAUUACGGAAUCGGCAUCCACUUGGUGCAGAGUCCGGAAGCAGUAUCGAAGCCAUCGGAGAUCAAUCCUAAAGCCAACCACAUAUCGUUCCAGGUGAGGGUUACAGGGUUUGCAUCCAUUGCGUUUGACGCUUCUUCGACUGAUGAUUUCAUGAAAUGGCAGUGUGCUGACAUGGGAAGAGUGAAGCAGAGGCUCGACCAGAUGGGAAUCAGCUACGUUACCGCAGUGGUCACGGAAGGUGGAAUUAGGGUCGAUCAGCUCUUCUUCCAUGAUCCUGAUAAUAACAUGAUCGAGAUAUGCGACUGCGAAAAGCUCCCCAUUGUGCCUCUGUCCUUUCCUUUCGCCCCUCUAAAGACACCGCAGUUCUGCACCGGAAGCAAUCGAAGUCUCAGAAGGCACCGCAGCGUUGCAAGCAUUGGUUGGAUAAGAGAGUGAUGGAUCAAGAGGAUU
Messenger RNA from Musa acuminata AAA Group (dessert banana), 630 nucleotides. Its product is annotated as glyoxylase I 4-like. The transcript is spliced from 2 exons. Bases 1 to 615 code for a protein of 204 amino acids. Lineage: Eukaryota; Viridiplantae; Streptophyta; Magnoliopsida; Zingiberales; Musaceae. The record is from RefSeq and is a predicted model, not a curated record.